Messenger RNA from Myxocyprinus asiaticus (Chinese sucker), 944 nucleotides. Its product is annotated as coiled-coil-helix-coiled-coil-helix domain-containing protein 7-like. The record is from RefSeq and is a predicted model, not a curated record. Lineage: Eukaryota; Metazoa; Chordata; Actinopteri; Cypriniformes; Catostomidae. The coding region runs from base 80 to 343 and encodes 87 amino acids. The transcript is spliced from 4 exons.
GCUGUUUUGAGUGUGACGCUUGUUCUGACAUGGGGGGAAGGUUGAGCGUUAUACUAAGUGACACGGAUGAAGUUGGAGCAUGAAUAACAAAUCAGGUGCACGGAAGGUUCGGAAUGUGGAUAUCAACCCGUGCAUUGAGGAGAGUGAUGGUUCCCAAAAAUGUUUGGACACAUAUAACUAUGAUAAGAGCAUGUGUUCUGCAUACUUCAUGAGGUAUAAAAACUGCAGGAAGUACUGGCAUGCCGUGAUGCUGCAGCGUCAGCGUGACGGAGUGAAGCCGGAUAUGCCGACCGCUGAGGAGCGAGAGCAGAUCAUCACGGGUCUCGGAGGGAAGCCGUACUGACAACACGUCAGUGUUCAGAGCUCAUGUGCCGGUUUGCACUCUUCUCACAGAUGCAGAUUAUGAAUUCAUCUGUCUGGCUUUAAGGAUUUAUUGAAAUGCAGUGGAGUACUGUGUGUGGGUAGAGGACAUUUAGCGAAUAAAUUGUAACAGCUAAUGCUGUGCAUGUAUAAUACCAUUGAUGACAGGCUGUUAAAGCCUCACUUAAGAGAAAUGCAGAAGUACUAUUUUGAAAUGAACAUAAUACGAUAGUGUGUUUGAAUGGGUGUUUAUGUGUGAAAAAUAUGCGUCUGGCAGUCCUGUUAUAGCAAUAGUAUCUAACAUAGUGUCUGUAAAUAUCCUAAAUGCCUGAAUAACAAAAAAAAAGUCACUCAAACAAACAUUAAACGUUCAGUGCUCAAUGCUUGUGCCUUGGACUCAGAGGACUCCCGGGCAUUAGGUAAAAACAAUGAAAUUUCUGUAUAAUUGUGCAUAAAUAUCAAAAUAGGCUUAUGAAAUUGUAAAAGCGAGGAGAAAAUGGUUCUUACGUCUCUUGUUGAAGUCAUUAGUCAUUUUGAUGCAAAUUUGUCACUUUGUAGAAGCAAGCCUCCAAACCUUUGCAUUG